UUACGCGUCUCCUCUUCUCUUUUUUUAUGCGACCCAGUCCCUGCCCCCUCUCCUCCUCCUUCCGUUUCCACACAAACCCUAAUCCACUCCGUCGACUUCGAUUCCGACUCCUUCCGAUUCCCAUGACCGCGACUCCGAGCCGUUAGGUCACAAAACGCGAAGCGAAAGGUUGAGAGGCCACGAACAUGGAGGACAACGGCGAGGAGAAGCUGCUCGCCGCCGUCCGGCACAUCGCCAAGACGCUGGGCCGGACCGAGACCAUGGCCGACGACAUCCUCCAGGUCUUCUCCGCUUUCGAUGGCCGCUUCUCCCUCGACAAGAUCUCCUCCGACCGUCCUCUCCCUCACCGACGCCCUCCCGCCGAUUCUCCUCCGGAUGCUGCCGCGGUUGCCGGCGUGCGACGGGAGGCGGACGACCAUCGACCGCUCUCCCUGGAGCGCACCGUCCGCACACUCGACCGUCAGAUCUCACGCUUCGUUUCCUCCAAUAGCUUCAUCUGGUCUGAUGCAGGGGAUGCUGCCGCUUUCCUUGAGGCUGUUGAUGACCUACUCGCGACCAUCCGCGAACUCGACUCUCUCGCCGCGCCAGCCGAUAAACCCCUUCUUGAUCGCGCCGAUGAUCUGCUUCAGCGGUGCAUGCUCCGCCUCGAAGAAGAGUUUCGUGCUAUCCUUGACCGUUCGGAUGGCGCCGGUAUCUCUACGCCACCAUCUCAUGACUCUGACUCCGAUGGCGCUGACGUGGAUGAUGACCGCAUCCCGGUCGCUGCCCCCGUUGACGACUACAAUCUCGUCAUCGAUGCCCUGCCCCCCGGCUCUGUUGCUGAUCUCCACGCCAUCGCCCGCCGGAUGGUGGUCGCCGGGUUCGGCAGCGAGUGUGCGGAAGCCUACGGAGUUUCCCGACGAGGAUUCGUUGAUGAGUCCGUCGCCCGGCUAGGCCUUCGCCCCCGCCCUGCCGAUGAGGUCCAGACCACUCCAUGGUCUGGGCUUGAGGACGAGAUCGCCCGCUGGGUCAAGGCUGCUAAAAUGGCCUUCCUAAUUCUAGUCCCCAGCGAGCGCCGCCUCUGCGAACGCGUUUUUGCCUCAUUACCUCCCUUUGCGGACCUUGCUUUCGCCGCCACCUGCCGCCCUGCCGCCGCCAGCCUCCUCUCCUUCGCAGACGCUGUCGCGGUCGGCCCACGUGAACCCGAGCGUAUUUUCCGCCUUGUGGACAUGUACGAGACCCUCCGCGAUCUCCUCCCCGAACUCGACCACCUCCUCUCCGAGCAAUACUCUGCCACUCUCCGCGCGGAGGUUGCCUCCGCACACAGGGCUCUGGGAGCCGCGAUCCGGGGUAUAUUCGUCGAGCUAGAGAACCUUAUCCGUCGUGACCCAGCCAAAGCCGCCGUCCCAGGGGGCGGUCUUCACCCGAUCACUCGGUACGUCAUGAACUACCUCCGCGCGGCGUGCGUCUCCCGGCGGACCCUCGAAGAAGUCAUGGACGAGGAUGCUGCUGGCGCUGGCAUCCUCCCCGAUCACCACCCACCCUCGUCCUCCUUGGCUCUUCAGGUCGCGUGGAUCAUGGACGUGCUCCAGUCCAACCUUGAGGCCAAGUCGAAGGUAUACCCGGAGGCACCCCUCAGCUACAUCUUCCUGAUGAACAACGGCCGCUACAUGACCCAGAAGGCUAGGGGCAACGAGCUGGGGGCGCUUUUGGGGGACGACUGGAUCCGGCGGCAGAUAGCAAUGGUACGUCGGUGGAGCAACGACUACCUGCGGGCGACGUGGACCAAGGUCGUCGCGGUGCUGCGGGUGGACGGCGUUAGCGCUGCGGCCGCGUCGUCUUCGGCCGCGGCCGGGAAGGCGUUGCGGGAGCGUCUGCGCGUGUUCAACAACUACGUGGAGGACAUAUGGAGGGUGCAGAGCGGGUGGGUAGUGGCGGACGAGCAGCUCCAGACGGAUCUGCGGUUGGCGGUGGCGACGAUGGUACUGCCGGCGUACCGCAACUUCAUCGGCCGGCUGCGUACGACCGCGGAUGCCGGAAAGCAGGCGGAUCGCCAUGUGAAGUACAGCGUAGAGGACGUGGAGGCCAGGAUCAACCAGCUGUUCGAAGGCGCUCGCCGGCGGUGAUAGUGCGGUCGCCGUUGUUGGUGUUAUAUUUAGUCUCGAGUCCUUAGCACUUAUGGUCUUUUCAUGUUACUUGUUCUGGAGCUACCAUUGCUAAAGCUUCCAACUUUGGAAGAUCAAGCAGUCACCCAUCAACAUUCCGGAGCAGGUACUAAUUACUACUAUCUUCUUGUUGCUGUUGCCUGAUUGUUUAUCAAUCUCAGAGCUUAGAAAUCUUUCUCUUGUUCCUUUCA
Messenger RNA from Zingiber officinale, 2335 nucleotides. Its product is annotated as exocyst complex component EXO70B1-like. Lineage: Eukaryota; Viridiplantae; Streptophyta; Magnoliopsida; Zingiberales; Zingiberaceae. The record is from RefSeq and is a predicted model, not a curated record. Gene Ontology annotation, biological process: exocytosis. The coding region runs from base 186 to 2105 and encodes 639 amino acids. Gene Ontology annotation, molecular function: phosphatidylinositol-4,5-bisphosphate binding. The transcript is spliced from 2 exons. Gene Ontology annotation, cellular component: exocyst.